GAAAGCUCCUUCCUUCUCGCUGCACGUCUAUAAAACAAACCAAAAACAAUCCAAACCUCUUCCAACGUCUGCACCCAAACGGCUAACAUUUCAAAAACACAAAUUCAACAUUUCUGAAGGACUAAAAAAAACUAUAAAAACAGGCUGGAGAUGGAGGCAGCGCCGGGCGGUCUCGGGCGCUGUUCGUGCGCGUUCUGGCUCGCCGUGUCUUUCGACGUGCUCGGACUCAUCAUAUUGUUGCUCGGCGUUUUUGGAGAUCUCUUCUUCUAUGACUUUUUAAUAUACGCGGGAGCCAUCAUCAUAUUCCUGAGCCUCAUCUGGUGGGUUUUCUGGUACACGGGUAAUAUCGAGGUGCCUCCCGAAGAGCUUGAGGAUGAUGUGGGCUUGCUGAAAAAGGGUAGGGGUUUGGCUGGAGUGGUCAGGAGGUUCUCCAGUCGCCUCUCCAGCGGCAUCAGGAACUCUUUCAGGAGAAAUGGGGGACCCAGAGGUCAAGGUGCGACGCCUGGUCAGGGGAAGCACAGAAGAGAAGUGCCAGUGACUCUUGCAAUGACCUCUCAGGAUAAUGUGAGCACUGUUUCUGGGGCAGUGACCGGAGAGACUCAGGCUAUAUGAACCACCAUGUACAGGCUACAGAAGAGGAUAAUCAACCAUGACAAUGCCUAAGCAGAGUUUUAUUUUUUUUUCUCUUGUUGAAAUAUGAUUUUAUUUUUUUGAUAUUGUUGUUUUUAUCACAAGUGUUUACAAUUGUGUAUUAUGUAAAAUACUCUUUUGUUGAUUUGUUUUGUGCUUUGUACUCUAUUUUGAAAUUAUGCAUUGACAAGAGCAGCAAUAAAUGAUUAUGUAUUUUCCUACA
Messenger RNA from Danio rerio (zebrafish), 853 nucleotides. NCBI's taxonomy places the organism in Eukaryota, Metazoa, Chordata, Actinopteri, Cypriniformes, Danionidae. The record is from RefSeq and is a predicted model, not a curated record.